Messenger RNA from Egretta garzetta (little egret), 4619 nucleotides. RefSeq names its product DNA polymerase delta interacting protein 3 (gene POLDIP3). Gene Ontology annotation, cellular component: nucleus. Lineage: Eukaryota; Metazoa; Chordata; Aves; Pelecaniformes; Ardeidae. The record is from RefSeq and is a predicted model, not a curated record. The transcript is spliced from 7 exons. Gene Ontology annotation, biological process: mRNA export from nucleus. Gene Ontology annotation, molecular function: mRNA binding. The annotation marks the transcript as partial.
CCCAACCCCCCCAGGCUUAACACAAGGCCAGUGUUUGGAGGUGUAAGAUCUCGCAUUGGGAUCCAGCAAAAUCUUCUAAGUAGAUCAUCACCAGCUGUCAGCUUCCAGCGGACGUUUGAUGCCCGACAGAAGAUAGGACUCACUGAUGCCCGACACAAACUGGGGGUUAAAGAUGCUCGUGAAAAACUGGUUCAAAAGGACGCUCGGUUCAAAAUCAAAGGGAAGGUGCAGGAUGCUCGAGAGAUGUUGAAUUCCCGUAAGCAGCAAAGUGGUGCUGCUGAAAAGGUGACCAAAGUGGUGGAUGCCAGAGAGAAGAUCAGCUUAAAAAGGAGCGCUCCAGCUGCUAUCAGCCCAGCUAUGGGGACAGUAAAUCCCGCUAUGAAAAUCACCAAAACUAUCCAAGGUCUGUAUGACAUGGAAGAUGAUGAUGAAAGUGUCUCUCCUGUUACGAGCAAACAGAUGAAAAUCACCACCACAAACAGUUUCCUGCACAACGCGACUGGGCUGAGUGGCAAUAAAUUCUCUCUGUCCAAGACUGUUCCCCUGACUAAAGUGGUCCAGAAUGAUACGUACACAGCUCCACCUGCACCUCCAUCUCCUAUGCGGACAAAGGCCUUGACAAACAUGUCCCGGACCUUAGUGACAAAAGAGGAGCCUCCAAAAGAACCAGCACCUGUUGAGCUGGCGUUCAGUCCUUUGGAAGGUACAAAGAUGACCGUAAACAAUCUGCAUCCUCGAGUCACAGAGGAAGACAUUGUUGAGUUAUUCUGUGUGUGCGGUGCUCUGAAGCGAGCCCGGCUGGUGCACCCUGGAGUGGCUGAGGUAGUAUUUGUGAAGAAAGAAGAUGCUAUCACAGCAUAUAAAAAAUACAACAAUAGGUGCUUAGAUGGUCAGCCAAUGAAAUGCAAUCUUCAUAUGAAUGGGAAUGUCAUCACCUCAGACCAGCCUAUAUUGCUCCGAUUGAGUGAUACCCCUUCAGUGAAGAAGGAAGGAGAACCACGCCGGUCAAGUGCAAGCGCCUCUUCAAAUCCCCCAGCUGAGGUGGACCCUGACACUAUCUUGAAGGCCCUCUUCAAAUCCUCGGGGGUCUCUGCCUCAGUGCAGCCCACAGAAUUCAAAAUUAAACUCUGAGAAGGGGGAGCGAGCAGUGGACUGGAAAACUCAUUUAAGUUGGGGAAUGAGAAAAGUGCAGGAGUGCAGAUGUUUGCAUUUGCCUGCCUCGAAAUUUUUUGUUUUCUAUGAUCGCUACCUUACUGUACAAUAGUGUUUCCUCUUGUGUGUGUACUUUCUGUUUUCAUAGUUGAAGUUCUCUUCCAUGAUUUUUUUUUUCAAAAAGAAUAACCUCCCCUUUCUGCCAGUAAUGUAUUACCAAACACGUACCAUGUAACUCCCUCCUUUACUCCAAAGCCCCUAGUGGCCAUUAAAAGUGCACGUAGGCUUUGAGGGAAGGAGUGGUGAUCUCCUUCUCUUUUCUUCUGACUGACCUUUAACUAAAAGGUGCAUUCCCUUGAUUAUCAACAGGCAAGAACACCACAUUGUUUCUGAAAUUGCUGCGCUGGGUACGAAGUCAGGUGUGGCUCCAUACAGGAAGGACCAUCUUGCAUCUUUGACUUGUAUGCCUUCGGUGGCAUACUACUUCAUUCUGGCUGUUGGACUUUUUUUUUUUUUUUUUCUGCUCAGCAGCUGUGACACUGAGAAGAAGCAUGAAAAACUGAGCCUCCCUCUCUGUAUACCAGCCAACAGAGGCAUCAGGCAGAAAGGACAUAGGCACAAGUGCACCACCCAUUGUGCUAUGGGGAGGGAUGCUUCAACUCUGGUAAUGCAGAGAGGUGGGGGGGAGGGCUCUGGCAUUUAUACAAUGAAUAUAUUCACCCUCAAGGGUCAGGCUCAGUUGCUGUCUUCUUCUCUGGACUGAAAAAUAAUAACCAGUCUUGUGUUUAGAGCUAGAGGAAAUCCAAGUGUUUUACUCCCAUUAGACUGUAUUGCAUCCUCCUGCUGAUGCAGGGACAUGAAUUUUUUUUUUCUUACCUUCUAACUUACCCUGUAUCCUAUAAAAAGAAAGGAGCUGGGGCCUUUUUCAGAUACUAAUAGAUAGGAAGCAGUCUUUUCUUGUGCCUGAGAACUUACUCCUUUGAGAGAUGUCAUUUGGGCAAUGUUUGGCUGCUGUGCAGGCAUGCUGCUCACAGACGUGGAUUUGGAGGAUGAUGUCUGCACUUCAUGGCUUCAGGGAGAGGUUUUGAAGGGGAGGACGGUUAGCACUCUGUAAGGAACAUAUAGGAGAGGAGUGUUUAGCAAGUCCCGUGCAGAGCAGCAAGGAUGUACCUUGGGCAGCGAGCAUCUGUGACAAGCCGCAGGCCACUAGGUGGCACUUCCAAUACUUCCUUUGUUAGUACAGCGUUAUUGCCAUGGAUAUUUGAAGUCCCAGUAGCUGCAUUCGUUUGUAGUUGUUCAAAUUGUAUUAUAAGAGAGGAAAGCUAAGAGCCACUUCCAGAAGCUGGCUGGGAUUUGAACUUGAUCCAUCUAGCUAGGAGACUGACCUAAGAUGUUCUGUUCUGCUCCGCUGAACUUUAAUGAACACUCUGUAAGGGUCGUAGGCCCAGAUUCCAUUUCUUGGUCAACUCUGUUUCUUUUGCUUUCUUCUGUAUUAACUCUUUGCUCUAUCUAGCUUGUGCGAACCAUUCCUCUAUCUCACUGUAUCCCUUUUAGCCAUGGAAAUAACUGAGGACUUGGCAGGGCUUGUUUUUCUGGAGUACUCUGUGGUUUGGGAGCCAACGAUGCCAUUAUUGGUAGGGUGCUUCAUGUGAACAGCAGAUGUUUGUAGGGGAGAGGACCUAAGACAGCUAUUGUUCUCCUUUUUUAGAUUGCCCAUCAAACACCUGUGUUUUAUUAAAAAAUUUGGGGGGAGGGGGAGGCAACAGUAGGGGUUGGAGAAGAUAAUGUAUUACCUGUUUCUGAAUAAACGUUUGUUAUACGGAGAGUGUAUUCUAAGCCUUUUCAGAUGUGAUGAAGCAACUAAGAUAGGUGGAGUUAUUCCAACAUUGAAUCAAGCAUGCUUUUAGAAGAAUUUAAAAACUUCAAAACUGAUAAUGUGAUGAAGAAUGAGGAGUAUAUGAAUGAGAGGAUUGAUAAAUCAUAAGCCUUUUAAUCUGGAUCAUCAAAAUUAGUAGCUAAUUCUUGCCACUAAGGGGGAGCAACUUGUGUCCCCACCUAGUUCAAAUUCUUCUACAGAAAAGGAAAGGAAUGGCCUUUGUUACUGACAGCUUAGUAAUUUAAAAAGUAAUUUUAUUAGAAAAAUACAGCUGUGAAAUCAGGGUACCUGUUCUAGGUGAGGUAGGGUACUUUCAUUAUCAAACAAAGCUGUGCAAAUGUGAAUACACCUGUAUUUUGAAUGUAUCUUGUAUCUUCUGAAAGAAUGGGGAGAUUGAAACAUUUUUUUAAUAUUAAUAGAUUAAUAUCCAUUCCAAAAGCCAAAUAGCAAGAUGCACUUUGUAACUUGCUGUUAAAUUGUGCAUUGUGUUUAGGUUACCUGUGAAAAAUUAUGAUGACAUUAGCAUAGUCCUUGGAAGAACUACUGCUCUCUUCUCUAGCUCUGUGAUCUAUGGCAGUAUAUUUUUUUUUUUUUUUAAAUUGGUGAAGUUAAUGGUUAUAUAAACACCACUCCAUGAUUUGUCUACAGCAAUGUCUUGGUAUGCAUUGCUCUUCCUGUUCUCUGUCCGCUUUCUAAAGUUACCUUAGUCGUCUUAUAAUUCAUAGCGUGGCUUCUUUCCUUGGGCACUGAAAGAAAGGUAACCAGUUAUUCCCAGUCCUUUUCAAACAGUUCACCUUGCAGCUCCCCCAACUUCUGGUUGUCCUGCAAUUGUCAUGCUAAUCUUGUUUGCAUUCCACUGAGCUCACCUAUCUCCUUCUGAGCAAACAUCUGUGCACAUUUGCCCUCAUGCAGUGUGGUUAUGUAUUUUUUUUUGUUUGUUUGGGGUUUUUUUUCUGGGCUGUUAAGAGAUUAUAAACUCACAUAGGAAAUACUGAUUGCUUGCAGUAAUUCAAUAUGGCUGGCCAGGACAGGUGGUAGGUGACUUGUUACAGUGUUUCUUUUUUCUUUUAUUUUCCUUUGCUUUUUCAAAAACAUGCUGACUUGUGAAGUUAUGCCACCAUUUGCAAGUUUGGUAUAUUUUCAUGGCUUUUGCAUGUACCAUUCCUUUUGAUAAUGUUGAUUAACUUGGAUAUUUGUUUGGUGAGUCAAUUUUCCAUGUCACUUCUUACUUUCACUGACCUCUUCCACCUUGUACAUGUGUCUUGCUUCAGUAUCUUUUAUUUUGGAGCAGGCCUGUCUUCCAUUCAGUCAUAAAUACAGGUUCAUCUGUAAUGGUCAUCACUUUUUUUUUUUUCCCCCGAUUAACAGGAGUCUUUAAAAAACUGUUGUUCUUACAGUCCUCUCUGAAUGUUUUUGCAUACCUUUUAAGGUUUAUUUCUUCUAUUUGCCCUUCCAGCGCUGAGCACGUUGCCUGCAUUUUACACUCUUGGGGUCUUCAAUUUUCAGAACCGUGUCCCCUAAAGGAUGGUGUGUCACAGACUUUCAGAGCAUCCUCUUAAGAGUGUUAACCUUUUCGUUACACUCAACCCUC